AUGUGCUGGGAUUUGGCAAAGAAGCGUGUCAUCAGUAAUUCAUUUAUUUUAGACGAUCCAGACCUGAAAGAUAUUGACCCUACAGUACUAAAACAUUGCCAUGCUGCGGCUGCAACUGUACUGCUGAGUUAACGUUAACAGAAAACUAAUAAAUUCUUUUUUCCCUGUAGCACAUGUCUCGAGGACUGUAAACUGGACAAAGAGAGAAUAGAACAAUUUUGCACAGAAUAUCAGAAAAACAAGGAUGCAUUGGAAAUCCUAUUGGGAAGGUAGGUCAAUCAAUCUCCUCUCCAUAUAACUGAUGUGUCUUGGCGCUUGGAAUAUCAAAUCAAGAGCAAUCAACUUCAUAAAACUUAUCAGCCUUCCUACUUGGUGACCUUAAAUGUAGAGAACAGUGAUUCAGGAUCACACCCAGAUGUUAGUUUUAGUUGUACGAUGGAGCAAUUACAGGAUUUAGUUGGAAAACUAAAAGAUGCUGCAAAAAGUCUAGAAAGAGCGACUCAGAUGUGA
Messenger RNA from Tauraco erythrolophus (red-crested turaco), 510 nucleotides. NCBI's taxonomy places the organism in Eukaryota, Metazoa, Chordata, Aves, Musophagiformes, Musophagidae. The record is from RefSeq and is a predicted model, not a curated record.